AUGCUUAUAGUCGGACUUACUGGUGGGAUAGCAUGCGGUAAAUCUACAGUCUCGCAAGAAUUGCAACGAAAGUAUAAGCUUACCGUUGUAGAUGCCGAUUUGAUCGCUAGGGAAGUUGUCGAGCCAGGCAGGCCCGCUUACAACAAGAUAGUCAAAGCGUUCAAAGACGUGCCCGACUUGGUCAACGCGACGGACAAGAGCCUUAAUCGGGCAACGUUGGGACAGGUGGUGUUUCACGACAGGCGCAGAUUGAGAACCUUGAAUUCGAUCGUGCACCCGGCAGUGAAGUGGGAAAUCGCCAAGCAGAUCUUGCGGGCCUACAUCAGUCUCAGGAGUUUGGUCAUCUUGGACGUGCCUCUCCUUUUUGAGUCGCAGUUGUAUCUAGUGUGCGGGCUAAUAGUCACAGUGUCAACGACGCCGGAGUUGCAGGUGGAGAGGUUGCUCAAACGCAAUCCCGAGUUGACAGCAAAGGACGCCGAGAACCGUAUUGGCCUUCAGAUGCCCAAUGCCGAACGAAACUAUAGAAGCGAUAUUGUCAUUGACAACUCGGGUACUUUGCAGCAGUUGCAUCAACAGAUCGAGCUGGUUGUAUAUGAAGUCAAGCCGAGCAAACUUUGGACGUUGAUUGACUUGUUCCCGCCCGUGGGUGUAUUAUCGGCAUUGUUUACUUUUAUCAUCCGCCGAAUGACUGAGAAGUUCAAGGGUACCAAGCCAAAGAGAGAAUAG
Lodderomyces beijingensis is the source of this 726-nucleotide messenger RNA. The record is from the annotation of a GenBank genome assembly. Lineage: Eukaryota; Fungi; Ascomycota; Pichiomycetes; Serinales; Debaryomycetaceae.